AUAGCUAAUCACAAGCAGGUAGUGGCGCAACACAGGCGCCAAACAUCAGAGAGAGCACUUGCCCGAGUGGUCAGUCCAUCACCAGAGGCCGUGACUGAGUCGACGCCUGCCCUCUCCGUUACCUCCUACCUCCCGACCUCCAUAAACCACUCCACGCUCCUCUCCCGUCACUAAAGGAAUCCAGGGGACCAGCUUAAUGGCCCGGAUUCGCCGGGAUAACUCCGCCCCGACGCUUGCUUGCAGCUUAUUCAAGGAGUCCCGCUAUCGCAAGGGCAGAACGGUGUUAAUCUUACACUCUGCUGCCCGCAGGUGCAACUCUGUCGAGGUGCAAGCGACAGAUACUAACGACCAACCUCAAGACUUGAGCGUGAAGCGGAGGCGACACGCUGAUGAGACGCACCUCUCCCCAACCCCUCCCACCUUCACACCCCCAGCGCCCCGCCCACCCACGCCGCCGCCCACCACCCACUCAGUGAAGCAACCACCAGCAAGCCCACCCCGCGUGCCUUCCCUUGCUGACUUCUACCUGAAGCUCUUCCAGUCGACGGCAGUGCAGCAGCAGCAGCAGAGUGAGUGGUGGCGAGGUAGUGUCAUGUGGCCUCUUAUGCACUCAGCCGCAAAUCCAACUAUCACCGCCACUCCCUCCAUAGCCGCCCACUCGACCCUGGCCGCCCAGUCAGCACUGGCGGCUCGCCUGGCCCUGCCUCAGCCCUCAGAGGAACGCCUGGCGUCGCCCCGGUCAACGGCUUCCGAAGACUCUGGCGUGGGCGCCGAGUCUCUCAGCGAAGACGAGAUCGAUGUGACUAGCGACGUCGAAGUCUACCAUGGCGGCUCCUUCGAAGUGACCCACGACUCCUUGCCAGGGCGUGGCGAAGCUCGGUACUCGUGCACAGAGUGCAGCAAGUCGUACUCUACGUACUCUGGUCUAAGCAAGCACAAGCAGUUCCACUGUGCCGCGCUGGGAGCCAAGUCGUUCUCGUGCAAGCACUGCGACAAGGUGUAUACCAGCCUGGGUGCUCUCAAGAUGCAUAUACGCACCCACACGCUACCCUGCAAGUGUCACCUAUGUGGCAAGGCCUUCUCGCGGCCCUGGCUGCUGCAGGGCCACAUCAGGACCCACACCGGAGAGAAACCCUUCCAGUGUCCGCAGUGUGACCGCUGCUUCGCUGACCGCAGCAACCUGCGGGCUCACCUCCAGACCCACGCUGACAUCAAGAAGUACGCCUGUGUCACCUGUCACAAGACCUUCUCCAGGAUGUCUCUGCUUAACAAACACACGGAGGCAGCCUGCCCAGCCAGACCUCACCAGCACCCACCAGCAGCAGCACCCCAGUGAGUGCUUCCCUUCUGGAAGCAACAGCAAGCAAUGGAGAUGAACCCAUAAGGAUAGAUCGAGACCUGAUCCAUCCGCACAAGUGCCACACGGAAGCUGCUCCCGACAGCCAGACCUCACCAGGUGGAGAAGAAAGAAGAGAAGCAGCUGGACCCCUCGAGGAGGAGCACCAUCAGAGUAAAUCUUCUACUGCAGGAAGAGAAUGAGGUCGGGUUAUCCGACCCCACUUGAUCAUCUAGUCACAAACAAACAAACAAACACACACACACACGCACACAUACACAUCAAUGUACAGUUUUCUGUAGUUACUCCUAUUAGGACGCCUCUA
This is a messenger RNA of Cherax quadricarinatus, 1661 nucleotides long. RefSeq names its product zinc finger protein SNAI2-like. NCBI's taxonomy places the organism in Eukaryota, Metazoa, Arthropoda, Malacostraca, Decapoda, Parastacidae. The record is from RefSeq and is a predicted model, not a curated record. Gene Ontology annotation, molecular function: RNA polymerase II cis-regulatory region sequence-specific DNA binding; DNA-binding transcription factor activity, RNA polymerase II-specific. Gene Ontology annotation, biological process: regulation of transcription by RNA polymerase II.